ACAGGCGACAGACUUUUCCCUCUCAGUCUGACGAAGAGAAGGAGACGACGGAGGUGUCAAGUUUGCAAAUUUAUUCAAUGAUCAUCUAUUUCUCUUCUAUAUUUCCUGAACCAAGGGAAGGAAAAAGUGUAUUUGUUCCAUUUCAACCCAAAGUGAGGGUGAGUGGCGUGGCAGUCUCAGACCCCCAGCCAAGCAGCCUCGCCAUGACCACCAGCUACAGAAAAGAACACACAUUACUGAAAAAUGUUGACACCCUCAGCCUCUACCAAAAUGAGGUACGAGGGUAUCUACACGCGACACACACGAGGACCAAUUGGCUCGUUGGGUUUACUGUCAUCUCCAUCCUUAUUGGUUCAGCUGCCCUCGUCAUCUCAACCUUUCUCUUGCUCCAGAAACUCGACAUAAUCCAGGAAGAAAACGGGAAACUAGAGGCACUGCAGAUGCGUAUUGAACAUUUGGAGAACCUCAUCGAAGCACUGGAACAAGCAAACAAACAAGCAAGCAAAGCAGUCGAGAAAACAGUACCACCACCCCCACUACCACCACCCCCACCACCACCACCACAACAACAAUCACCACCACCACCACCAUCACCACCACCACCACCACCACCACCACCACCACCACCACCACAACCACAACCAAGAGAAAACGAAGAUACCAAACCAACACAAGGCGAAGAAGCAGAAGAUGAACGCUCCUUCAGAAAACCUCCUCCGCCGCCUGGUGACGAUGACGAGUACGACGAAGGGGUGGACGAGGAAGGCUCAGGGGAUGGGUGUCCUCCUAAUCCCCCCAGACCUAUUUGUCCCACAGGGUUUUGUUUGUGUCCGUGAGUCACACCUUAAAGGAACGAUGGUUUAAUUCGUGUCUUUAGUGUAAUCAGUUUUUUUUUCUAUUUUAUUUUAUUUUUGUUGAUAUUCGAGUUUGUCCAAGAGUCAAAACUUAAAAGAAUGAGACUUUAAUUCAUUUUUCUAGUUUGACUCAUUGUAUUCUUUCCUUUACCUUUUGUAUUGCAAGUUUAUACGAGAAUGAAAACGUAGAAGGUCUAUGAUAUAAUUCAUGCCUUUAUUGUAAUCUCUGAA
This is a messenger RNA of Portunus trituberculatus (swimming crab), 1085 nucleotides long. RefSeq names its product leucine-rich repeat extensin-like protein 6. Gene Ontology annotation, biological process: actin filament polymerization. The record is from RefSeq and is a predicted model, not a curated record. Gene Ontology annotation, molecular function: microtubule binding; actin binding. The transcript is spliced from 6 exons. Lineage: Eukaryota; Metazoa; Arthropoda; Malacostraca; Decapoda; Portunidae. Bases 78 to 836 code for a protein of 252 amino acids. Gene Ontology annotation, cellular component: cytoplasm; actin filament.